UGGGCAGGGAGGCCACUCAGCAGUGAUCAGGUCACAAGGCUGGGGGAACCCAGUGGGGCCUGGGCCUCUGGCCCCCACCUCUCUGGUCCCACCAUCUCCUCCUGGUUCUGGGCCAGUCACUUUAAAGGAUUUAAUUACUGCAACUGUGCUUGGGGGUCUUACAUCUGCGGCUUCCAGAGUAGGCCACCAGUUGCUGGUUGAGAAGACAACCGACUCACCAGCGGUGGAGUUCUCGCUGGUGGAGGACGUGGCGCUGCACUUCGCCUGCUUGAUGGGCCGUCUGAACGAGCAGCGGCUCUUCCAGCCCGACCUCUGUGACGUGGACCUGGUGCUGGUGCCCCAGCGCAGCGUCUUCCCGGCGCACAAGGGCGUGCUGGCCGCCUACAGCCAGUUCUUCCACUCGCUCUUCACCCAGAACAAGCAGCUGCAGCGCGUGGAGCUGUCCCUGGAGGCGCUGGCGCCGGGCGGCCUGCAGCAGAUCCUCAACUUCAUCUACACGUCCAAGCUGCUGGUCAACGCCACCAACGUCCACGAGGUGCUCAGUGCCGCCUCCUUGCUGCAGAUGGCCGACAUUGCCGCGUCCUGCCAGGAGCUGCUGGACGCCCGCUCCCUCGGACCCCCGGGCCAAGGCACCGUGGCUCUCGCCCAGCCGACGGCCAGCUGCACCCCGGCCACGCCACCCUACUACUGUGACAUCAAGCAGGAGGCUGACACCCCGGGCCUGCCCAAGAUCUAUGCCCGUGAGGGCCCCGACCCCUACUCGGUGCGUGUGGAGGACGGGGCUGGGACCGCUGCUGGCACAGUGCCCGCCACCAUUGGGCCAGCCCAGCCUUUUUUCAAGGAGGAAAAAGAGGGAGGUACUGAAGAGGCCAGAGGGCCCCCGGCCAACCUCUGCAAGCUGGAGGGUGGUGAGGAGCUGGAGGAGGAGCUCGGGGGCCCUGGCAGCUACAGUCGCCAGGAGCAGUCCCAGAUCAUCGUGGAGGUGAACCUCAACAACCAGACUCUGCACGUGUCCACAGGGCCCGAGGGGAAACCGGGCACUGGGGCAAACCCGGCCACCAUGGUGCUGGGCCGGGAGGACGGGCUGCAGAGACACUCGGAGGAGGAGGAGGCUGAUGAUGAUGAUGAGGAGGAGGAGGAGGAGGAGGAGGGUGGUGGCAGUGGAGGGGGAGAGGAGGAGGAAGAGGAGGAGGAGGAGGAUGGCGGCAGCCAGGGAGAGGAGGAGGACGAGGAGGAGGAGGCGCACACAGAGCCAGAGGAAGAAGAGGAGGAAGAGGAAGGGCACAGUGAGCAGGAUCCAGAGAGCUCAGAGGAGGAGGAGGAGGAAGACGAGGAGGAGGAAGGAGAGGCCGAAGGUGGGCAGGGGCCAUUGGGGACCGGGGGGCGCCAGGGCAGCCGAGCAGACCCCCCUGCCCACAGUCGAAUGGCCACGAGGUCCCGGGAGAAUGCCCGGCGCCGGGGCACCGCUGAGCCUGAGGAGGCUGGGCGGCGGGGUGGGAAGCGGCCGAAGCCCACUGGAGUGGCCCCUGCACCCGCCCGUGGGUCACCAGCCACCGACGGGCUGGGGGCCAAGGUGAAGCUGGAGGAGAAGCAGCACCACCCAUGCCAGAAGUGCCCACGGGUCUUCAACAACCGCUGGUACCUGGAGAAACACAUGAACGUGACCCACAGCCGCAUGCAGAUCUGCGACCAGUGUGGCAAGCGCUUCCUGCUGGAGAGCGAGCUGCUGCUGCACCGGCAGACGGACUGUGAGCGCAACAUCCAGUGUGUGACGUGUGGCAAAGCUUUCAAAAAGCUCUGGUCCCUUCACGAGCACAACAAGAUCGUGCAUGGCUACGCGGAGAAGAAGUUCUCGUGCGAGAUCUGUGAGAAGAAGUUCUACACCAUGGCCCACGUGCGCAAGCACAUGGUGGCCCACACCAAGGACAUGCCCUUCACCUGUGAGACCUGUGGGAAGUCCUUCAAGCGCAGCAUGUCCCUCAAGGUGCACUCCCUGCAGCACUCGGGGGAGAAGCCCUUCAGAUGUGAGAACUGCAAUGAGCGCUUCCAGUACAAAUACCAGCUGCGGUCACACAUGAGCAUCCACAUCGGCCACAAGCAGUUCAUGUGCCAGUGGUGUGGCAAGGACUUCAACAUGAAGCAGUACUUUGAUGAGCACAUGAAGACCCACACAGGGGAGAAACCUUACAUCUGCGAGAUCUGCGGCAAGAGCUUCACCAGCCGGCCCAACAUGAAGCGGCACCGGCGCACGCACACGGGCGAGAAGCCGUACCCGUGCGACGUCUGCGGCCAGCGUUUCCGCUUCUCCAACAUGCUCAAGGCCCACAAGGAGAAGUGCUUCCGUGUCAGCCACCCGCUGGCCACCGACGGGUCCCCGGCCCCCGGCCUGCCCACUGCCCCGCCCGCGCACACGCUGGCCCUGCUCCCGGGGCCACCGCACCUGCCACCUCCGCCACCACUCUUCCCCACCACGGCCCACGGCGGCGGCAGGGUGGACGCCAACAACUGACCCAGCGCUCCUGCGGGACCUGGAGCCCAGGGCUGCUCCAGGAGGGACCCCGCUGCCCUCCCCUCCUUCCUGGGGCCGCUGCCCCGGAGGCCCUGACCCCGAGGGGCGCGCAGGCUGGCAGCCCCCCAGAGCUGGUGGAGGACACCUCACUCCGAAGUGCCCCCCUUUCUGCAACUUUUUGAAGCCUUUACUUUUUUUUUUUUUUUUUUGAAAGUGAAGGAUAAAAGAUAGUUUGCAGCACCCCCUCCAGGUGAGGGGGGUGCUGGAGGCAGCAGGUACAGUGGGAGGGAGGGGCCUGAGCAUGAGCCGCAGGUAUGGCUGGUCAUGGCUCUGAGUCCUGAGCCAGGCUGGGCCUAGGUUAGCCUCAGUAAUUCAUCCUCACCUCCUCUGGGCCCCUAACUUGCCCCAUCACCUUGGAGGCUUUGGGGAGAAGUUGGAGUAUCAGCUCCCCCUGGAGAAGUUGUGCACCCGAUCUGAGGGCUGUGGACACAGAGGCAGGGCCUUGAGACUGGACAUCUGUGAGCAUGUGGGAUGGGAAGUAGCCAGGUGCAGACCCAGUUCUAUUCCCUGUGUAGUACGCCAGGUGGGGGCUGGCCCCCAAGGAUUUGCUUUACUCAUUUAUACCCUUGCUAUCAGGCACAGAGAUCCCCAACCUGCACCACACGGCACCCGGGGCCCCAAGUCUGGGAGGUGUCCCAGAGUUGCUGGACCUCAGUUGCUGUGGGCCAGGCCCUGGGUAGGCAGACAGGCUGACUUUCUGCAGCACCUUCUCACUGGGGUUGCAGUCAAGGAGUCCCUGCAAAUGGCUGAGACCCCAGGGGCAGGGCCCCAGGAGGCUUAGGCAAACAUUUUAGGGUUCCAAGGUGCUAUCAGUGGGGAGGGGAGAGGGCUACUGUUCAUAGAGCACCCCUGUCCUUUCCCAGCUACCCUGGCUAUAUUACCUACACCAGGAGACGUGCACAUAUGUCUGAGUCUGUCAGCUCCCCAAAGGCUAGCUCCAGGCCUCAUCCCCUCCCUAGGCCUAGCCACAACCUGCCCAGCUGGCUCCUUGCCCCUCCAGGGUCUCUGCACUGAUGGGUGGGCACCCACAGACCUGCCUGUGAGAGGAGCCUGCAUGUUCAGGCCCUGGGGGAGCCCAGCCUGUACCCAAUGCUUGCCCCAGGAGGCAGGCACUACUAAUAGGAUACCUUUUUUUGUUGUCAUUUAACGUCUUUAUUCCUACCUUUAAAAGUGGGAGGAAGGUUCCAUAAGCUACAUGUUUCCUAGUUAAGCUCUUUCCUAUUGUGUUUCUUAGAUUUUUGUUUGUUAUACUCUUUGCACCUUACACCCCCAAUUCUCCCCCCACACCACCCACCACCUUCCCAGUACAGCUGGAGUGGGAAGAGGCCUGGGCCCAAGGGACUGGUAGAGGAACUGAACCCCUCUGACCUUCUUGGAGGCCCAUGGCGCGGGGGGGCAGAGGGCUGGGGACAUUUUAAUCAUCAAUAAACGAAGCACUUUAUUCUGUACAGAUGUGGGCAGGCCCAAGGUGCCCGAAUGAUUUGAGGAUCUAUAGUCCAAGCCACACCACGCUGGUUAUUUUGGGCUUGGAGGGGCAAUUCCUGCAGCUUCCCGGUGCUUGGGCCCUUCCCUGGCCUGGCCGAGUCUGAGACUGCUGUUGGAGCAAUACCAACCAGAGUCUAUAGAUAGACCCUCAGGCACCCCUGUGUGUCCUCUGGGAGAGAAGCCCCUUCCUGGGGAUGAGGUUCCAGCAACUUGCAGAGUCAGGGCUGAGCCUUGCAGCCUCCUGUUUUACAUAGCUUUUCUUCCUCCCCCAUCCCCCUUGAUCUCUGGGCUUCCGUGAUGUCCUCAGGGUCCCCUUCCCUCCCACUUGUUAUUUCUAACCUCUGGCCCCAGUGCCUGGCAGCUCUUUAGAGCUGGCUCACAUUUCCCCCCAAAAGUGGAUCUCCCCAUGUGGGCUGUAGGCAGGUACCCCAUGGCUUCUCCAAUUCAUCACUGGCACUAGGGUCUUCCAUGGCCCUCCUUCAGCCCGCGUCGACCUGCAGUCUGUCCCGCCAUAUUUUAGCAAUCAGAGGUCAAAGGCAGGGAAAUAGCAGAGAAACCGUGUGCCAGGAGCUGGAUUUCCUGGUCUUGUACGUGUCCUCUGUAGAGGUAGGCAAGGGGGUCCAGGCAACUGGCUGGGCACUUGUCAAAAUGGUCACUGUAGCUGUAGGUGGGCAUGGCCAGCCCCUCUCCUGGGAGGCCCUGUGUUCCUGGUGCUAAACGUUGUCUUCAUCUUGGGCCCGUGUUGAGGGGAACACCUUUCCGGUCAGACCACAAGGCCAGAAGCAAUAAUGGAACCUCAGCAGUGCCGGUGUGGAUUGGGGUUCUCGUUUUAUCAGCCUUUAGUUUUCUUUUUAAGACAAAUUGCUGAGUACCCAGGUGUUGGUGUGAGGGGGCUGGGGAAAGGGAGGCUGGGGAUCAUCACCUGGGGUGGAACUGCUGGGAUUCCUCUGUGCAGCUGGUUUUUUUUUCAGUCUGUUGGACCAGAUCUCAGGUGGCAGAGCCUGGGCCUGCCACCGCCUCGGCUUCCCUGGGAACUGUGGUCUUGGGCCAGCUGUGGGGGAUGGUGAGCGUGAGAGGUGGGCCUCCAGCCCCUUGACCACAGUUCUAGGAGCCAGGACUGGGCUCAGAACCUGAGCCUGUGACCCUGGCUUGUGCUGCCACAAGCUCCACAGUGCCCUUCACAGGGGCCUAGGUGUGGGUGCCCUGCAGCCCCAGAAUGUGGGGGACAGCAGGGUGAGAGUGAGAAGAGCGAAGGGGAAUAAAGUCAGUACAACUCCUG
Messenger RNA from Marmota monax (woodchuck), 5333 nucleotides. RefSeq names its product zinc finger and BTB domain containing 47 (gene Zbtb47). NCBI's taxonomy places the organism in Eukaryota, Metazoa, Chordata, Mammalia, Rodentia, Sciuridae. Gene Ontology annotation, cellular component: nucleus. The coding region runs from base 272 to 2509 and encodes 745 amino acids. The record is from RefSeq and is a predicted model, not a curated record. Gene Ontology annotation, biological process: regulation of transcription by RNA polymerase II. The transcript has 6 exons. Gene Ontology annotation, molecular function: RNA polymerase II cis-regulatory region sequence-specific DNA binding; protein binding; DNA-binding transcription factor activity, RNA polymerase II-specific.